CUUGGAGGGGCACCGGGGUUUGGACCCAGUCUAUGGAGAAACCGCCCGAGCAGAUGUCCCUGGAUUCCCCGUGUCCAUCCCCCGAGCAGGAGCCUCGAAAGACCAAGGAUGAGGAAACUGAUGCCCAGGAAGAAGAAAUAACUUCCCCAAGGGCACCCUGCUGGUGAUGGCAGAGCUGGCAUUCGAAUCCGGUGGACUUCAGGGUGCACCCACCCCCACCCCAUUCUGCGUACCGUUACCCAGAGCCUGAGAGUUCCUGUCUUUUUUCAUCCUUCAUUCUCCCCGUUGGCCUAGGCUGGGCAUGGGGCGCCCAGUGAUGCUGACGAUAGAGGACAGAGAUGUGAAGGGCUUCACCUGGGCCAUAGCCCCUGCCUUGACUUCUCUGGGCUACCUGCUUAUCCUGCUGGUCUCCAUCUUCCCCUUCUGGGUGCGGCUGGUGAACGAGGAAUCCCAGGAAGUGUUCUUCAGUGGCCUAUUUGAGAACUGCUUCCAUAUCAAGUGCUGGAAGCCUCGACCCUUAUCCAUUUACGUCAUCCUCGGCCGAGUCUCCCUGCUGUCCGCUGUUGUCUUGUCUUUCCUCACCACUUUCAUCAUGGUGUCGUUUGCAUCUCAGCUCUUUCCGAGGACCCGGAAGCACAAUUUUGUGUCAGCCUUCAUCAGUUUCCUCACAGGGGCUUGUGCCUCCCUGGCCUUGUUGCUGCACGCCCUGGAGAUCCAGAGUCUGCGGAUGAAGCCCAGCCCCCCACAGUUCUCCAUACAGUGGCCUUACUACGUCCUGGGCUUCAGUAUCCUUCUGUUCAUGGUGGCUGGUACCAUCUGCCUCAUCCAAGAAAUAGCCUGCCCUAGAUGCCAUUUGUUGCCCAUUUCCCAGAGUACUGAGGACACCCAAGAGAUCUCCUACCUGGAAAACCUGGAUAGUCUGGGAGGAGAACUGAGCUCCACGCAGAAGGAGACGCUGCUGAAGGAAGAAACCAUUAUCUAGACCCAGACAGUCUGUGCCCUGCCCUUCGCCAGGCGGUGCGAGUGCACACGUGCCAGUGUGUGCGGCUCUUCAGUCUCCACCAGUCUCUGCCGCUUCUGAUGAGGCUCUUGAGCGUCAAGUCAACCCCUCCCUUCCCCCUACUCACAGUGAUUCUAUCCUGCGUGUGUUUGAUAUUUGUUAAACGUUUUUUGAAUUCUUCCUGA
Capra hircus (goat) is the source of this 1185-nucleotide messenger RNA. RefSeq lists its product as uncharacterized. Gene Ontology annotation, biological process: negative regulation of phosphatase activity. The record is from RefSeq and is a predicted model, not a curated record. Lineage: Eukaryota; Metazoa; Chordata; Mammalia; Artiodactyla; Bovidae. The transcript is spliced from 7 exons. The coding region runs from base 302 to 982 and encodes 226 amino acids.